Messenger RNA from Styela clava, 2543 nucleotides. RefSeq lists its product as uncharacterized. Lineage: Eukaryota; Metazoa; Chordata; Ascidiacea; Stolidobranchia; Styelidae. The record is from RefSeq and is a predicted model, not a curated record.
UGCAGAUUUAGAUUAGAUAUUUCUAUACCAUCACAAUAAUUCUGAUCUAAGUUAAAAUAUGUGUUCAUCCGUGAAAUCUUACGUUGUUCCACUCCUACCUAUAAUGACGUUGCUGCUAUUACGAAGCGUUGACUGUGAACAGCGUAUUUGCUUCGAAGUGCCAGACUCGCCAUUGAACGACGAAGUUCGAGUUUCUGUGAACUAUGACAAAAUUGAUAAAAUUGUUAGCAGACAUAUUGAUCAAGUUAUGAGGGAAUGGCGCGUUGAAAUGCGACAUCGUUUUGAGGAUCGAGGAAAAAUAUUAAAACAGCAGUUUAAAAAUGCAACAACAGCAAUGAAAGAGAAAUUGGAAGAAGUUAUUCUUUUCAACAAAACAAAAGACUGUCCAGUUCGAACUGAUAAAUUUUCUGGCGAACUUUGUGAAGUACGUCGCGAUGAUGCAUGUUACUGGACAUAUGCUACCUAUUCUCACACCCUAACAUACUCAGCAGCGGUGGAAAUUUGUAAAGGAAAAAUUCUACUGUAGCUAUCAUACCUGACCGAUCUGUUUACGAUGAUGUUCGUGCCAGUCUGAACAAAAGAAUACCGAAAGUACGGGCAGGAUAUGUAGAUGCAUGGCUUGGAAUCAGGGUUGAUCCAAGGAGUGGACAAAUCACCUACCCCGAUCCUGAUGUGUUCCAUUCAUGGGGAUAUAACGCACCAUUCAAGGGAGAGAAAAGCACUCAAGUGUUUCUGUUUUCGUCGCCCGGAUUUUAUGGAAUGAGAAACAAUGCCCCAACAAGUUACCAAAGCGGGGUUGUUUGCCAAAUAUAACUACAAAUCUUGGAAAUGUAUUUGAUACAAUGCAUUGUAUACAAUUCCCAUAGACUCCAAUAACAUUAGUAUUAUUCAAUUGAACGGAACUGUGUUUUGAGUGAAUACGUUUAUUUACAUAUCAUUAGACCCUUUGAAUUUUGUGAUUCAAAUUUUCGAAUGUACAAACAUGAUUUGACAAGUGAAAAAAUUGUUUUUAUUUUGUUAUAUUUCUUUAGUAUCUUGGUGAAGAAGGAUUUGAACGUUGACUAUAUCUAAAAAUCGUGUAUCUUUUAAAGUGAACGAAUUAAACUAUAAUUCUAAUUCAACAAAAACCACUCAUGUUUGUGAUAUAUGUGUCCAUGAAUACGAGCAUUGUGCAGAAACUUACAUGGAUAAUUACUGACUAAACUUCAUGAAACUAGUAACCUCAAACUAGAUAAAUAUUUGAAAGGACUAAAAAUAUCAUUUGAUUCCGGAGUGACCAAAUUUUAUAUCCGGACAUGUUCAGACCAUGAGCAUCCAAAAAAAAAACGCCCUCGGAUAGGGAGGGAAAAAGUCAGGUCUACCUGUUUUGUUUUCCACGAUUUUACGGAAUGAGAAACAAGAAACCUACGUUAUAUACUAACGAGGUUGUGUGCUAAAUUUGAUAAUAAAAAGUUAUAUAAAACUUAUACUUUCAUCAAAGAACAGUCAGAGUGAUAAUUUCAAAUUCAAAAUAAUUUCAAAGCAUUUAAUACAAAUUAUAUUAUCGUAAUUUGGUCAUUUCUAUAUAUAAUACAUCCAUUAUAAAAGUUCAAGAAAUAACUAUCUUUAUCAGGGCAGAUUUUAGCGUGUAUUAUUGAGGUCGGGUAAGACCCGAAUUAUAAUGAGAAACCAGCACUUACAACAUAGACUUUACGGUUUCUGAACCCAGUCCUGGAGAGUGGUCAAACAACAGUUUCUGGUUUAAGGCAACGAUCAGACUGCCAAAACGAAAAUAUAUUUUAUUUGGUAAAUUUAGAGGUACAUUGCAUUUCUAAUGACUUUGUUCGUUAGGGCAGCCACACAAGUUCUGAUUUGUGAAUCAAGCGCAGUGUUUGGUGGUGGAUAAGUCUACAAAAAGUUCACAAUAACAACCCGGAAACUGGAACAAAAACAAUAGUGUGGCAACUGGCAACAUGCUCCGUUGGUCCACUUGUGUUCAAAAACAUAUUGGAACCUUUGCCAACCCAGGUUUCCGACUCUCGAGUCCGCCCGGCUUCACGAGGAAGUUGAAUAUUUGCAACAAAAAAUUUGUCAUAUUCAAGCCCUUCUUUGUAGAUUGUUGAGACCAUUUAGUAAACCUAACUUUUUGAUUUUAACUUUGUUUAUCACCAUGAAAUCCUGCCAACGUCGACUGGCGUCCUAAACUCUACAGUCACGAGCCUUCCAUGAAACAUUUUACGCGUGAACGUUAUCAACGUGUCCUAGACGUUUACGACCAAUGUACCAAUCAGUCAGGAAUACUUUUAUGUCAAAAUAUUUUUACAUGAUACAUUAGUUUUGUAUACCGGAGGCAUUUAAGGUCUCAACUGGGAAUGGUUCAGUUCUAACGUAAGGCUGGCACGUUAACAUGAUACUUUUAUACUUUCAUCGCAACUGCUUUGUGACUUUGCUUUUGUGGCAUUUUUACAUAUUUCAUUGAAUGUCUUUGACCGUACCCAUUGCAAAUUAACGGGAAUAACAUGCACGGAAAUUUUAUUUUAUUAAAUUUGCAACUUGCAACUAAC